This is a messenger RNA of Hydra vulgaris (swiftwater hydra), 936 nucleotides long. RefSeq lists its product as uncharacterized. Gene Ontology annotation, molecular function: protein binding. Lineage: Eukaryota; Metazoa; Cnidaria; Hydrozoa; Anthoathecata; Hydridae. The record is from RefSeq and is a predicted model, not a curated record.
AUUUUAAACUUUAGAAUUUACAGCAUUAGGAUCUGUAGGAAAUAAAAAUCAAAAGUAACAACAACUGAAUUAGAGGUGCAUGACUAACUCGUGCAGUUUUGCUUUCUUUGUUUCUGGCUUCAAUCGCACUCUCAGACAAAGAACCCAUUGGAUGAUACUUAAAAUACAGAUUGUACAGAUUGUGACAGGAUGUUCAAAUUGUUAUGUUUGAUUCCACUGUUCAUGUUGGCUGUAGAAUCUCAAGAGAUUGCUAGUUUUCGUAUUGUUUCGCCAAUAUAUAAAACAAGAGUGGAUGUUGCAUGGGAUGCUGUUCCGAAUGCCACAAGUUACAAAGUAACAGGCUUAUCAAAAACUGGUCCUUUUCAACUUUACAUAUCAAAAAACAAAACAACUAUUUCUCUUUCUCCUGGAGUCAGUUACAUACUAACUUGUAUGGUUUAUCAGUUCAAUAACAUGAAUACGACUUUAACAGUAAAAACAAAAAACUUGAUAAGUGUCACAGCAAAUUCAAAUAACUUUACUGAUAUCAAAAUUCUCACUUCGGUAGCUACAAGCAAAAGCCUCAGAAUCUUUUGGGAUAAAUUUUCAAAUGCUACUUUGUAUACAGUUAUUUACACUGGGGGUAAUAAUUCUAAUGAAAAGACGUUACAAACGAGUCGUACGUUUGCAAAUAUAAUUGGUUUAAAGAGUAUGACCAGUUACUCUGUCAUGGUUUUAGUCUCUUCGAUAAAUAAUGUACAACCAAAAUAUGCUGCGCAAAGCACUUGGUAUAGUUUUAAUACAACUAGUGAUACGUUGAUAUCCAUUUUACACAUAUAAAUGCGUAUAUCAAUUUAGUCGAUAUCCCUUUUUAUAUGCACAUAUUUAUUUACGGGUGAAGUGAAAAUAUAAAUCAAGCUUGGAUGUUAUUUUAAUAAAUUGCACUUAAUUGUUUAA